This is a messenger RNA of Amoebophrya sp. A120, 5698 nucleotides long. Lineage: Eukaryota; Dinophyceae; Syndiniales; Amoebophryaceae. The record is from the annotation of a GenBank genome assembly.
GAUUAAAGUAAGCGGGAACCAGAACAAUAAAUCUCAGCACGCAUAAUUUGCAAUAUCAGCUUCAAUAGCCGCGGUUGUAGUGAAGUGUGUUGAUGAUAAUUUAAAUUUUGUGAAAUAGGAAUUUCGAUAUCCAAUCUUCGGUUUUUUGUAUGAUAGUAUCCUAUUUCCUAUGUGGUGAAAUCGACCCACCUCAAUUCGCUCUCAACCCCACCAGCAUUCGUAAGCAAAGAUGAUCUCCCUGCGGCAGUGGUGGGACGCCGAUCCCACGGACGAUCUGAUGGAUCCCUACGACCGGUAUCCAUCCGGACAUGAUGACUUCGCAGCCUUCGCCGAGAUAAACCACGAUAGGAAUCGCAAUACUGCUGCAGCGACUGGAAAUGGAAGCACGGGCGGAAACGGACCCGCGGGCAGAGGACGCGGGGGGCAACAGGUAAUAUAGGCUGAAGUCUUUGAAGAUCGGAUUAUGCUUGUUGACCAAAUUGAAGUCCAACUCGAAUGCUGAUUCCGACUACAUGUUGGCAAGAACGUUAAUGCUCAUUGUGAACCUGCAUGAGCAUGACAAACAAUUACAAUAUGAAUAUACAAAUUGAAGUUCUCUUGCGUUGUCCAAGUUCUAGUAUCAUAUGUUCCGAGACCCAAGAUGGCAAAAUCUGCAAAAUCUGGAAAAAAAAUUAUAUGGUAUUUAAAUUUUGACGGUUGUGAGAGAGAAGGAAAAAAAGAAGGAGCGCGGUAAGUGCCCACGGCAUGCGAAGCCUUGUCCUUGUGGGGCUCCGGGUUGCGCUCGUGUUUCGCUCGUCCUUUCGGAAACAAAACUCGCACGCCCAUCGAUGUGACAGAGCGAGCAAAACCGCAGAGGCAGUCGCGCGAACAAAACUCGGCGCCGCAGGCCGCCGCUCAAAUUCCUGCACGCCGCCCGCCAAAAUUCCGUUGCCCGGCGCCCGCCUGAAAUUGACGCUGCCCGCCCCCCGGGCAAAAUUUGACGCCGGGCGCCGCCAAUUUUUCCGCAGCAAGCCUCAGGUCCCCGUUCCGCUGCGGAAAAUUCAAAAUGCAGUUUUGUGAACAAAAUCGCGAAAACCGCCGGACCCACGAAAACCCAUUGAAAUCGCAAUGAAAAUCGGCGCGGAGCAAUUUUGUUUUCGCUCGCGCCACCUAUUUUCCGGUUUUCGCGAUUUUGUUGCAUUAGUUUAGAUUUUUUUUUCGCGAUUUUGUUUUCUAAUUUUGUUUCGAAAUUUUGUUUCGGGUUUUGUUUUUUAUUUUGUUUCGAAAUUUUGAAGCGGACUCUUUUGUCCCGAUUUCCAUGAGCAAAAUUUGUUCGCGGACUCUCAUGAAAAUUUUGCUGUGAGUCUUCUGCGGCAAAUUUCUUUCAGCGCGGCUGCGUUUCCAAAGCCCUUUUUUACGCUAAAAUCCGGAGUAGUAUUGAGAUAGUGUUGCGGCUGUCCGGUUCGAGACGAUGCUGCACAGGGUGGAGCACGAGCAGCAUAUGCCCAACGGAGUCCGAUGAUCGAGAAUGACUAGAGCCACACCAGGACGCUUGCGUGAUUUCUUUUUUCGUUUUCCCAAUUUUCCCGAUUUUGCUAUCUUGGUUCUCCGGAACAUAUGACUAGUAGAGUUUUUUUGGACAUCGACAUUUGGUGGAGCACGCGGAUGCCCAAAUUGGACAUUUUUUCUCAUGUCCAAAAAUGUCCAAUGUCCAAGAUUGGACAUUUUUUUGGCACGUCCAAUGUCCAAGACUUUUCCUCUUCAUCUCGAAGAAACGGGGCAACGCAAAAUAGUAUCUUUUUCUGAUACCAUGAUGGGAGGGCGACUGAAUAUGUCUUGUGUUGUCCAAGUUCUAGCUAGAUUUUUUUGGGCAUCUGCUAGCUUGGACACGCGGAUGUCCAAAUUGGACAUUUUUUCUCAUGUCCAAAAAUGUCCAAUGUCCAAGAUUGGACAUUUUUUUGGGAUGUCCAAUGUCCAAGACUUUUCCUCUUCAUCUCGAAGAAACGGGGCAACGCAAAAUAGUAUCUUUUUCUGAUACCAGGAACAGGAUGGCAGGACGACUGCAUAUGUCUUGUGUUGUCCAAGUUCUAGCUAGAUUUUUUUGGACGUCUGGUUGGACGCGCGGAUGUCCAAAUUGGACAUUUUUUCUCAUGUCCAAAAAUGUCCAAUGUCCAAGAUUGGACAUUCACAUUUUUUUUGCAUGUCCAAUGUCCAAGAUUUUUCCUCUUCAUCUCGAAGAGACGGGGUAACGCAAAAUAGUAUCUCUUUCUGAUACCAGGAUGGUAGGGUGACUGAAUUUGUCUUGCGUUGUCCAAAUCCUAGCUAGAUUUUGUUGGACAUCUGUUUGGGCACGCGGAUGUCCAAAUUGGACAUUUUUUCUCAUGCUCAAAAAUGUCCAAUGUCCAAGAUUGGACAUUUUUUUGGCAUGUCCAAUGUCCAAGAUUUUUCCUCUUCAUCUCGAAGAAACGGGGCAACGCAAAGUAGUAUCUCUUUCUGAUACCAGGAUGGUGGGAUGACUCAAUUUGUCUUGCGUUGUCCAAGUUCUAGCUAGUUUUUUUUUGACAUCUGGUUGGACCCGCGGAUCUCCAAAUAGGACAUUUUUUUGGCAUGUCCAAUGUCCAAGAUUUUUCCUCUUCAUCUCGAAGAAACGGGGCAGCGCAAAGUAGUGCCUCUUUCUGAUACCAGGAUGGUAGGAUGAUUGAACUUGUCUUGCGUUGUCCAAGUUCUACCUAGUUUGUUUUUGGCAUCUGGUUGGACACUCGGAUGCCCAAGCUGGACACUUUUUCUCAUGCCCAAAAAUGUCCAAUGUCCAAGAUUGGACAUUUUUUGGGCAUGUCCAAUGUCCAAGAUUUUUCCUCCGCAUUGUGAAGAGAUAGGGCAACUCAUAGUCCUAUCUCUUUCUGGUACCAGGCUGGUAUGAUGACUGAAUUUGUCUUGCGUUGUGCAAGUUCUAGCUAGAUUCUCUUGGGCAUUUGGUUGAGCACGCGGAUGUCCAAAGUGGACAUUUUUUCUCAUGUCCAAAAAUGUCCAAUGUCCAAGAUUGGACAUUUUUUUGGCAUGUCCAAUGUCCAAGAUAUUUCCUCUUCAUCUCGAAGAAACGGGGCAACGCAAAGUAGUAUCUCUUUCUGAUACCAGGAUGGUGGGAUGACUGAACUUGUCUUGCGUUGUCCAAGUUCUAGCUAGUUUUUUUUUGACAUCUGGUUGGACACGCGGAUCUCCAAAUUGGACAUUUUUUCUCAUGUUCAAAAAUGUCCAAUGUCCAAGAUUGGACAUUUUUUUGGCAUGUCCAAUGUCCAAGAUUUUUCCUCUUCAUCUCGAAGAAACGGGGCAGCGCAAAGUAGUGCCUCUUUCUGAUACCAGGAUGGUAGGAUGAUUGAACUUGUCUUGCGUUGUCCAAGUUCUACCUAGUUUGUUUUUGGCAUCUGGUUGGACACUCAGAUGCCCAAAUUGGACAUUUUUUCUCAUGCCCAAAAAUGUCCAAUGUCCAAGAUUGGACAUUUUUUGGGCAUGUCCAAUGUCCAAGAUUUUUCCUCCGCAUUGUGAAGAGAUAAGGCAACUCAUAGUCCUAUCUCUUUCUGGUACCAGGAUGGUAUGAUGACUGAAUUUGUCUUGCGUUGUGCAAGUUCUAGCUAGAUUCUUUUGGACAUUUGGUUGAGCACGCGGAUGUCCAAAUUGGACAUUUUUUCUCAUGUCCAAAAAUGUCCAAUGUCCAAGAUUGGACAUUUUUUUGGCAUGUCCAAUGUCCAAGAUUUUUCCUCUUCAUCUCGAAGAAACGGGGCAACGCAAAGUAGUAUCUCUUUCUGAUACCAGGAUGGUAGGACGAUUGAAUUUGUCUUGCGUUGUCCAAGUUCUAGCUAGUUUUUUUUUGACAUCUGGUUGGACACUCGGAUGUCCAAAUUGGACAUUUUUUCUCAUGUCCAAAAAUGUCCAAUGUCCAAGAUUGGACAUUUUUUGGGCAUGACAUGUCCAAUGUCCAAGAUUUUUCCUCUUCAUCUCGAAGAGACGGGUCAACGCAUUGCAGUAUCUCUUUCUGAUACCAGGAUGGUAGGAUGAAGUACAAAUUCAAAUCUUGAAAAAAAAAGACACACUUCCAGGGCCGCGCCAACGGCCGCGCGAACAACUCGGACAGCGAAGAUUGCAGUCAGUCGGAGGAUUGGGUGCCGAAUUUGAGUCAAGAAGAACUAGCGAAUUUAGAAAUUUUGCCGGAGGACAAACUCGCGGAAUUUCGCAAGACCAGCGAAGCGCUGCUACGGGACAUUGCACAAGGUCAAGGAGGACAAGGGGUGGAGUUUCUACAACAGGGUGGACCUCUGUUAGAAGUACCGUCGACAUCGUCCUCUUCGUCGUCGUCGCGAGGUGUACCUGAUCCUCAACCCUACUUGUUCACCCAGGAUUCCUCUGUCUACCCACCUUUGGAUAAUAUUUACAAUGACGAGGGAGAAAUUGUGAUCAAGUAUCUUCAAAACAAACAACGGAGAAAAUCAGAAGUGAAGUCUACGAUAGCACAAGAUUCAGAAGUCUGGUCAGCGAGCCGAAUAGGACAACAACGUACUGAAGAUGGUCCACCUACUGGCACUGGAGCUGCAGGUAGAACCUCUGCGGUGAUUGGCAAUAAUGCGCAAGAACAGCAGGAAGUGAAAAACACGACGUCUCCUGUUUUAUCUUCCUCUUCCGCCUCGGCCUCCUCCGCAGCAGCACUAGUUCCGCAACCACAGCGACCCACACAGAGUAGUGAAGAGAAGCAGGACGAGUCGGCGAAUGAAACAAACCAAAUAACCACAUUCGCCAAGAAGAAGCGACCGAGUCUCUCCCCUCCGCUCGAAGACCCCUUUGUCGCCGGAACCGAGCAGAAGCUAGCGAAACAAUCCUACAGCGGCAGGUUGGGUGCUGGGAGGAAAAGCAAAGGCGUUUUCUCAGCCCGUACCCCGAUUCCGGUAAAGACUGGGACGAUAAAUCCCUACACGCCGGAAUCCUCCUCUUCUGAUAAUUCGGUUUCUGUGAAUGAGAAAAAGCAAGACGCAGGUAGUGCUAACUUGAAGUCAUCUCCGAUAAAAACGAGCCCGGCGCUGAAGCUCCACGCGUUGUCUACCAGUCCGAAUGUCGUGAACAAGAACAGUACCAGAGCAGGGGGCGGGGGUGGAAUAAACAGCAACGCAAAUCACUCCGGAACGACCACUAGCAGCAACAAUGCCCGCGGUGGCACGCCAGGAACGGCAGGCCGGAGCAACAGUCAGGUUUUGCGGCUUCAGCAGUAGUGACAUUUUGUCAGACAGAAUGAACGAGUUUAUUUCGGCAGCACAACGAACCCUGCUCGCUUUGGAGUCGCAUGUUUCGUCUGCCGACUAGACAAGUGAGUUGGAAAUUCAAAGAAUGAAGUGUCACUUGUAAAAAACUCCCGAUCCGGAAGCUGAAACUUGUACAAAAUAGGUUAAUGUACCAGCUUCAGAACAACAAGAAAAAUUGAACUUUAAUACUAGCUUGUAAGUUUUUCUGAAGAAGCAAAACUAACUGAGACGAGUGUAUGAUAGUUGCCAGCAGCUCCAGAAUUGACAUUGACUAAGGAAAAGGUGGCGUCGCCGCGGGGCUCCGUCCGUCCUCUGCUUUCUACGCUUCUUCUCCGGCUGCUGUUCCAAUCAAAUUAGAAGCCUGCUUUUCAUUCAAGAGUUGAUCCAACUUCUUUUUCGAUCUGUAGUUAUCGAGGAGAUCCAUCUAAAACGGU